Messenger RNA from Coprinopsis cinerea okayama7#130, 357 nucleotides. RefSeq lists its product as hypothetical. The record is from RefSeq and is a predicted model, not a curated record. Bases 1 to 357 code for a protein of 118 amino acids. Lineage: Eukaryota; Fungi; Basidiomycota; Agaricomycetes; Agaricales; Psathyrellaceae. Gene Ontology annotation, molecular function: structural constituent of cell wall. Gene Ontology annotation, cellular component: fungal-type cell wall. The transcript is spliced from 3 exons.
AUGUUCGCUCGUCUAUCUGCCGCUUUCGUUGCCUUCACCCUCGCCACCGCUGUCAUCGCCGCCCCCGGUGGCCGACCCAGCGAGGUUGAGUACGAGCAGUGCAAUGGUGGCACAGUUCAGUGCUGCAACAGCUACCAGAAGGCCGACUCCAUCGACCACAGCGCCAGCAAGCUCCUCAACCUGCUCAACAUCGACGUCAAGCAGGUCGCUGCUGGCCUUGGUCUCAGCUGCACCGGUGUCAACGUCGUCGGUAUUGGAGGUGGUUCCUCUUGCACCCAGCAAAAGGUCUGCUGCAACAACAACAGUUUCAAUGGUGUCGUUGCCCUUGGCUGCACCCCCAUCAAUGCUUCUCUCUAG